Messenger RNA from Vicia villosa (hairy vetch), 1324 nucleotides. RefSeq names its product probable polygalacturonase At3g15720. NCBI's taxonomy places the organism in Eukaryota, Viridiplantae, Streptophyta, Magnoliopsida, Fabales, Fabaceae. The record is from RefSeq and is a predicted model, not a curated record. Gene Ontology annotation, molecular function: polygalacturonase activity. Bases 37 to 1203 code for a protein of 388 amino acids. The transcript has 8 exons. Gene Ontology annotation, biological process: carbohydrate metabolic process.
AUAAUCUUGGUAAAUUUAUUUUCCACCCCAAUCAACAUGCAAAGAUUCAUUACUUAUAUUUUGAUUCUUUGUUUUAUUUCACCUUGUCUAAGUACACUAUCAAAUGUUGGAACCACAAAUGAUAUUUAUAAUGUGAUGGAGUAUGGUGCAGUUGGUGAUGGAAAAACUGAUGAUACACAAGCAUUUGCAAGUGCAUGGAGUAAAGCGUGUAAUGGAGGAGGGAUGUCAACAUUAGUUAUACCAUCAGGAAAGUCAUUUUUGGUGACAACAGUAGACUUUAAUGGUCCUUGCAAUGCCAAAAUUCUCAUUCAGUUUGAAGGACAAAUAGUUGCACCUCCUAAAGAUGGGUGGAAAGGUGGGGAGCAUUUCAUUACCAUUGAACGUGUAAAUGGACUUACAAUUGAUGGUAAUGAUCAAGGAGGAAUCGAUGGAGAUGGAUCUACUUGGUGGGAUUGUAUAAGUUGCAAUCGACCUGGGUUAUUGGCUUUUCAUGCAUGCAAUGAUCUCAGUGUUAAUAAACUGAAAAUCAGUAAUAGUCCAAAAGCUCAUGUAUCUGUUAAUGAAUGCAAUCAUGCAACAUUCUCUGGUAUAUCCAUUGAUUCACCUGCUACGAGUCCCAACACAGAUGGAUUUGAUAUUUCUUUAUCCACUUAUGUCUUGAUACAAGAUUCCAACAUAAAAGCUGGUGAUGAUUGUAUUGCCAUAAAUGGUGGCUCAUCUUUUAUCAAUGCUACUGGAGUUUAUUGUGGACCGGGACAUGGGAUAAGUGUUGGUAGCCUUGGAAAAAAGAGACCUAAUGAUCAAGUUUCAAAUGUUUAUGUACGAAACUGCACUUUCACGGAAACUCAAAAUGGAGCAAGAAUCAAGACAGUUCCGGGUGGAACAGGCUAUGCGAAAAAUAUUACAUAUGAGCAAAUCAUCCUUCAAAAUGUUAGGAACCCAAUAUAUAUAGAUCAAGGAUACAAUGCUCGUCUCGACGAUGAGACAUCGAUACCCGUGAGUUCUGUGACAUAUCGAGGAUUUACCGGAACUUCUAGUUGUGUGUUCGCUAUUAAUUUAAAUUGCAGUUCAUCUGGAUGUUAUGACAUUUUAUUGGAUCAAAACAAUAUUGUAUCACCUGGGAAGACGGCUUCUGCAUUUUGUAGAAAUGCUCAUGGAACUGCUACAAAUACUGUUCCAAAUGUUGGUUGUCUUUCUCAAUAAUGUGUUAUUGGUCUUCAUAUGUGGAUGAAUAAUGAGUCUAUUAGUUGCUAGACCUGCAAUUUUGUAGUUGAUGUAGCUAUAUUAUGCAAUAGCUUAUACAAAGUAUAAUUUAGCUUCAUCA